CUAUGCUGGGGAGCGUCUGACUCUGACGCCACCAUGGGACUCAUCACGUCCAACUUUAAAGAGUUGCUGCAAUAAACCCAGACUUGUUUUCUUUAUUUUUUGUAUUUUUAUUUUUUCAAGGGAACUCACGCACCGUGUCUUCUCUCACGCAGGAUGUAAUGAGCGACGAGACUUGGUAAGAAGUCUCCGAUGAGAGCCACCUCCUUUCCGCCACGACACACACAAAGAGAAGCAGGCGGCAAGUUCUUUCACCUCCCCCGCCCCGCCGCCACCGCGCACCCACGCCGGCGUCGUCCUGGAUGUCAUAGCGGGGCCGUGAAAGCCACCAUGGAUCACUUUGCAGCGGAGUGCCUUGUCUCCAUGUCCAGCCGCGCGGUCGUCCACAGCCGCGAGGCGAAGCCGGAGAGCCCCUCGCCGGAGGAGCCGCCGGUGAAGGACAACUCGUCCCUGUACGUGGUGGCCAGGAUCCUGGCGGAUUUUAACCAGCAGACCCCCGGCGGCGGCGGCGGCGAGCAGCCGAGGGGCAAGGCGGAGAGCGCGGCCAGCCAGAGGGAGGAUGGCGGCCGCGCCACACCUACCGCCGCCCCGCAGCCCUCGCUUUGUUUCCCGGACCCCACGCUCAGACAAAGGGGCAAGAGGUCGCGGGGACGCCAAGAGCCGCCGGAGUCCCCGCAGAAGAAGCACAAAUGUCACUACACGGGCUGCGAGAAAGUUUACGGCAAAUCCUCGCACCUGAAAGCGCACCUGAGGACGCACACAGGAGAGCGUCCCUUCCCGUGUACUUGGCCCGACUGCAGUAAGAAGUUCGCCCGCUCCGACGAGCUGGCCCGCCACUACCGCACCCACACGGGCGAGAAGAAGUUCGGCUGCCCGCUCUGCGACAAGCGCUUCAUGCGCAGCGACCACCUGAUGAAGCACGCCCGCCGCCACUCCAACUUCCAACCGGGCAUGCUCAAGAGGCCCCUCGGCGCCGUCGGCGUGGGCGUGGGCGCCCCCCGUCCCGGCUCCCUCAGCGACUACAGCCGCUCGGAUGCCUCCAGCCCCACCCUCAGCCCCACCCUCAGCCCCGCCCUCAGCCCCGCCCUCAGCCCCGCCAACUCGCCUUAAACUGAACACACACACACACAAAAAAAAAAAGGAAUCGCACUUUCUGCCUCCAAUGCGGCGAGGUUUUUUUUUUUUUUUGGACUCUUAGUAACACUCGUGUUGCACACUUCUGUCAGCGGCGACCCCCCCAAUCCCCCCACCCCCCACGCCCCCCUGCUCGUCCCGCGCUUGCUGUGGUGUACAGGUGGUGUACAGGACUGCUUCUUGUCGUGUCGUCCUAUCACAAGGUCAUGGCAAUAUUUACAUCCUCCACCAUACGGUACGGUAUGUUUGGACACACCUUCUUCUUCUUCAUGUUCAUGACUAUUUACAUUGUAGAUUGUCACACCAAAACUACGAAUGAACACAUGAGGAGUUAUGUACUUAACAAAACAAAUAACUGAAAACAUGUUUUGUAUUCUAGUUUCUUCAAAAUAGCCACCAUUUGCUCUGAUUACUUUGCACACCCUUGGCGUUCUCUCCACGAGCUUCAAUAGGUAGUCACCCGAAAUGGUUUUCACUUCACGGGUGUGCUUGAAGCUCAUCGAAAAUAUUCUAGUUUCUUCAAAAUAGCCACCCUUGUUCACAUAAGCCACGGUUGUUAGCAUAAGAUUGGCAAUAAAAGUUAAAAAAAAAAGCAUCUGACUUUGUGUGACUUCUUCCGGAGGCUACAAUACAUGAUAUUACUUUUAUUGGAGCCCCCCGCGACACCCAACGGGACAAGCGGUAGAAAAUGGAAAGAUGGAUGGACGUUUUGACAUUAAAAAAAAAAAACAUAAUUUCUAAAGUGCGGCGGCUGUAGCUUCAAGCCUGUGAAGUGAAAACUAUUUUAGGUGACUACCUCUUGAAGCUCAUGGAGAGAAUGCCAAGAGUGUGCAAAGCACGAAAACGAUUCCGAUUCCUCAUUCGGUUCCAGUUCCCAAUGUUUCUCCAUUUGGAUUUUUUAUAAGGCAGGGUCAAAAAGAAAUUACUCAUUGGGCUAUUUACAACCACUUUUAAAUUUGCAUAUACAUAUAUUAUGAAGUUUUUUUUCCGCAUGAGUACACUUUUACAAAAGUUAAAAUUUUAUUUUUGUAAACCACAUUAAAAAAACAUCAAGCGGUAGUCACCUGAAAUGGUUUUCACUUCACAGGUGUGCUUGAAGAUCAUGGAGAGAAUUCUAGUUUCUUCAAAAUAGCAUAAGAUUGGCAAUAAAAGUUAAAAAAUCGCAUCUGACUUUGUUUGACUUCUUCCGGAGGUUACAAUUUAUGAUAUUACUUUUAUUUGUUUUGACAUAAAAAAAACCCAACUUAUUUCUAAGUUGACUUUGUGUGGCUUCUUCUGGAGGCUACAAUACAUGAUAUUACUUUUAUUUAUUUUGACAUAACAAAAAACUUAUUUCUAAGGUGUGGCGGCUAUAGCUUCAAGCACACCUGAUUCCGAUUCCUCAUUUGGUUCCAGUUCCCAAUGUUUCUCCAUUUGGAUUUUCUAUAAGGCAGAGUCAAAAAGACAUUUCUCAUGGGACUAUUUGUAUGAAGUUUUUUUCCCGCAUGAAUAAACUUUUACAAAACUUAAAUUUUAUUUUUGGAAACCACAUUAAAAAAAAACAACAACAAGAGGUAGUCACCUGAUGGUUUAAGUCACAGGUGUGCUUGAAGCUCAUCGAGAAAAUUCUAGUUUCUUUCAAAAUAGCCAUAAGAUUGGCAAGAAAAGUUAAAAAAUAGCAUCUGACUUUGUGUGACUUCUUCCAGAAGCUACAAUACAAAGCAAAGG
Molecule: messenger RNA, 2838 nt
Organism: Entelurus aequoreus (snake pipefish)
Lineage: Eukaryota; Metazoa; Chordata; Actinopteri; Syngnathiformes; Syngnathidae
Gene: klf13
Product: Kruppel like factor 13
Exons: 2
Coding region: 190-1107 (305 amino acids)
Biological process (GO): regulation of transcription by RNA polymerase II
Molecular function (GO): RNA polymerase II cis-regulatory region sequence-specific DNA binding; DNA-binding transcription factor activity, RNA polymerase II-specific
Source: RefSeq, a predicted model, not a curated record